Messenger RNA from Melampsora larici-populina 98AG31, 330 nucleotides. RefSeq lists its product as uncharacterized. The record is from RefSeq and is a predicted model, not a curated record. The transcript is spliced from 2 exons. Lineage: Eukaryota; Fungi; Basidiomycota; Pucciniomycetes; Pucciniales; Melampsoraceae. Bases 1 to 330 code for a protein of 109 amino acids.
AUGAAACGUGGAUAUUCUCACACCUAUUUUGCCAAUCAAUGGGCUCGUCAAAGACGGAUACAGGCAGAACUCAUGGGCGAUACCAACAAAAAGCAGCUACAACUGCAAGUUGAAGAUUUGAUUGAGCAUGAGGAAGAUUUGAGAGAGUGCAAUGAUAAAAUGGACAACCUACGGCGCCGACAACACAGAACUGCUGCUGAGAAUCGUACACUGGCGAGCUUGCCAGGACAUAUCGCAUUUCUGGAAGAAGAAGUCGACAGGAUCUUGUUAGAACUUGGUGGUGACAAUUUCAGACACAUCCCCGAAGCCGAUGGUGAGAAAUUAUUUUAA